Molecule: messenger RNA, 2106 nt
Organism: Rhodamnia argentea
Lineage: Eukaryota; Viridiplantae; Streptophyta; Magnoliopsida; Myrtales; Myrtaceae
Product: polyphenol oxidase, chloroplastic-like
Exons: 2
Coding region: 30-1838 (602 amino acids)
Biological process (GO): pigment biosynthetic process
Molecular function (GO): catechol oxidase activity
Source: RefSeq, a predicted model, not a curated record
CUUUUGCUUAAGCAUCCUAAUUUUGUCCAAUGGCUUCUCUUCCUUCACCGGCCGCAGCCGCCGCCAGCACCACCACGUCCUCCUCCUCCUUCUCUUCCUCUGCCGCCCUCUCCACCUAUGGCCCGUUCUUCCACAAGCCUAUCCUAGUCUCCCUUCACACGAAACCUAGAAAACCGUCGACAUGGCGAUCGACCAUUUCCUGCAAGGCCUCGAGCAAUGACGACUCUGAACAAACUCCUAUGUCGGCCAGGCUCGACAGGAGGAAUGUGCUCAUUGGCCUCGGCGGAUUCUACGGGGCGGUUGGGCUCGGAUAUGACCCGUUCGCGUUCGCAGCCCCGGUGUCUGCCCCGGACCUUACCAAGUGCGGCAAGGCCGAUUUGCCGGCCGGCGUGAAGGCCACCAAUUGUUGCCCGCCGCCCUCCACCAAGAUCCUAGACUUCAAGCUCCCAUCCUCAAACUCGCCCCUGCGUGUGAGGCCAGCCGCUCAUUUGGCCGAUAAGGACUACAUCGCCAAAUACGCCAAGGCCAUUGAGCUCAUGAAAGCCUUACCAGCCGACGACCCGCGUAGCUUCAUACAACAAGCCAACGUGCAUUGCGCCUAUUGCGAUGGGGCUUAUCACCAAGUCGGGUUUCCGAACCUGGAGCUCCAAGUCCACAACUCUUGGCUAUUCUUCCCAUUCCAUCGUUACUAUCUCUAUUUCUAUGAGAAGAUCUUGGGGAACUUGAUUGGAGACCCGACCUUCGCAUUGCCCUAUUGGAACUGGGAUGCGCCCGCCGGCAUGCAGAUGCCUGCCUUGUUUGCCGACCCGCAAUCGCCGCUCUAUGAUGCAAACCGAAACCCGAAGCAUGCGCCGCCCAUGCUCGUGGAUCUCGACUACAACGGCAAGGACCCGACCACAUCGAACCAGGACCAGUUGUCCAGCAACCUAACCAUCAUGUACAGGCAAAUGGUGUCCAAUGGAAAGUCGGCAAAACUCUUCCUCGGCAGCGCCUAUCGGGCUGGCGAUGAGGCGGACCCAGGAGCCGGGUCGGUGGAGAACACACCGCACGGCCCGGUCCACGUGUGGUGCGGCGACAGCAGGCAGCCCAACCUGGAGGACAUGGGCAACUUCUACUCUGCCGCCCGCGACCCGAUCUUCUUCUCCCACCACUCCAACGUGGACCGCAUGUGGACCCUGUGGAAAACCCUAGGAGGCACGAAGAGGACCGACUUCACGGACCCUGACUGGCUCGAUGCCGCCUUCCUGUUCUACGACGAGAACGCCCAGCCUGUCCGGGUGAAGGUCCGAGAUUGCCUAGACACCACCAACUUAGGUUAUGUGUACCAAGAUGUCGACGUUCCAUGGCUAAAAUCUAAGCCAACCCCACGCAAAAUAGCCAAGAAAGUGGCCAAGGCCUUCGGGAAAGUUGCUCAUGCCGCGGAGAUACCGCGGCCUAUCGUCCAAUUCCCUAUUAAGCUAGACAAUGUCGUGAGCACCCUGGUCAAGAGGCCAAAGCAAAAGCGGAGCAAGAAGGAAAAGGAGGAGGAGGAGGAGGUGUUGGUGAUCGAAGGGAUCGAGUUCGAGAGGGACGCGUUCGUGAAGUUUGACGUCUACAUCAACGACGAGCACGACUCGCUGAGCAGCCCCACCAACACCGAGUUCGCGGGCAGCUUCGUGAAUGUGCCGCACAAGCACAAGCACGGCAAGAAGAUGAAGACCCGCCUGAGGCUCGGGAUCACGGACUUGUUGGAGGACCUGAUGUGCGAGGACGACGAUGAGGUCCUGGUGACUCUGGCCCCGAAGUACGGGAGCGGCAACGUCACUAUCGGCAACAUCAAGAUUGAAUUGUUGGAUUGAAGCCGACGGCGGCGACAGCCCCGGCGUUCUCUUGUGACGCUUCUUCUAUUUAAAGUUUGAAGAUUAGUGGUCAAAUCUUUUUGGUUAACUGACGUAAACUUUUCGUUUUUCUUUCCUAAUGACUUUUCUCUUUUCUCUUAGUCUUUCUGCAUCAUGCGUGUUUGAAUAAUGCACUCGCCGCGUUGCACGUGGCAGGCUCUUGUCAACCCUAAAUGGCUACGAUUCAUUUAAUCUAAAGGCAACGUUGAUAUUUUAUUUGAUCCAUAGA